AUGAGUUCAGAUGCAGAGAUGUCAAUCUUUGGAGAUGCUGCUCCCUAUCUGCGGAAGCCUGAGAAGGAGAGGAUUGAGGCCCAGAAUCGCCCAUUUGAUGCUAAAGGAGCCUGCUUUGUAAUCGAUGAUAAAGAAAUGUAUGUGAAAGGAAUCAUCCAGAGCAGGGAGAGUGACAAAGUCACGGUCAAAACAUAUGAUGACAGAACUGUGACUGCCAAGGAUGACCAAGUCUUCCCUAUGAAUCCUCCCAAAUAUGAUAAAGUCGAGGACAUGGUGAUGAUGACCCACCUCCAUGAGGCUGCUGUGUUGUAUAACCUCAAAGAGCGUUACGCAGCCUGGAUGAUCUAUACCUACUCAGGCCUCUUCUGUGUCACUGUCAACCCCUACAAGUGGCUGCCAGUGUACAACCCUGAGGUGGUGGCUGGCUACAGGGGCAAAAAGCGUCAAGAGGCCCCACCCCACAUCUUCUCCAUCUCUGACAACGCCUAUCAGUUCAUGUUAACUGACCGUGAUAACCAGUCAAUCCUGAUCACUGGAGAAUCUGGUGCUGGGAAGACUGUGAACACCAAGCGCGUCAUCCAGUACUUUGCAACAAUUGCAGUUGCUGGGGAGAAGAAGAAAGAUCAGCAGCCUAGCAAAAUGCAGGGAACCCUGGAGGAUCAAAUCAUCCAGGCCAACCCGCUCCUGGAGGCCUUUGGCAAUGCCAAGACAGUGAGGAACGACAACUCCUCGCGCUUUGGCAAAUUCAUCCGGAUCCACUUUGGGACCACAGGGAAGCUGGCUUCAGCAGAUAUUGAAACUUAUCUCCUGGAGAAAUCCCGGGUAACAUUUCAGUUGGCUAGUGAAAGGAGCUAUCAUAUUUUUUACCAGAUAAUGUCCAAUAAGAAGCCCGAGCUCAUUGAUCUGCUUCUCAUUUCCACCAACCCCUACGACUUCCCCUUUGUGAGCCAGGGCGAACUCACUGUCGCCAGCAUCGAUGACAGUGAGGAGCUGAUGGCUACAGAUAGUGCCAUUGAAAUCCUGGGCUUCAACCCUGAGGAGAAGGUGGGAAUCUACAAGAUGACAGGGGCAGUCAUGCACUAUGGGAACUUAAAGUUCAAGCAGAAGCAACGAGAGGAGCAGGCAGAGCCAGAUGGCACCGAAGUGGCUGACAAAAUCGGUUACCUGAUGGGUCUGAACUCUGCUGACUUACUGAAGGCCUUGUGCUAUCCAAGGGUGAAAGUUGGGAAUGAAUAUGUAACCAAAGGACAAAAUGUCCAGCAGGUGCACAAUUCAGUGGGGGCUCUAGCUAAGUCGGUCUAUGAGAAGAUGUUCCUAUGGAUGGUCACACGCAUCAACCAGCAGCUGGAUACCAAGCAGCCCAGGCAGCAUUUUAUUGGUGUCCUGGACAUUGCUGGCUUUGAGAUCUUUGAUUUUAACAGCCUGGAGCAGCUGUGCAUCAACUUCACCAAUGAGAAACUGCAACAGUUUUUCAACCAUCACAUGUUUGUGCUGGAGCAGGAGGAGUACAAGAAGGAAGGAAUCGAAUGGGAGUUCAUUGACUUUGGGAUGGACUUGGCUGCCUGCAUUGAGCUCAUUGAGAAGCCAAUGGGUAUUUUCUCCAUCCUGGAAGAGGAGUGCAUGUUCCCCAAGGCAACUGAUGUGUCUUUCAAGAACAAGCUCUAUGACCAGCAUCUUGGCAAGUCCAACAACUUCCAGAAGCCCAAACCUGUCAAAGGAAAGGCUGAGGCCCACUUCGCCCUGGUGCACUAUGCUGCCACUGUGGACUACAACAUCUCAGGCUGGCUCGACAAGAACAAAGAUCCCCUGAAUGAAACUGUCGUGGGACUGUACCAGAAAUCAUCACUGAAACUGCUGUCCUUCCUCUACUCUAACUAUGCUGGAGAUGGUGAUAGCGGGGGUAGCAAGAAAGGUGCUAAGAAGAAGGGUGGUUCCUUCCAGACGGUGUCUGCUGUGUUCAGGGAGAAUUUGAACAAGUUGAUGACCAACCUGAGAAGCACCCAUCCUCACUUUGUGCGCUGCCUCAUUCCCAAUGAAACUAAGACACCUGGUAUAAUGGACCAUCACCUGGUGAUGCACCAGCUGCGGUGUAACGGUGUGCUGGAAGGCAUCCGGAUUUGUAGGAAGGGGUUCCCAAGCAGAAUCCUAUACGCUGACUUUAAACAAAGAUACAAAAUCCUGAAUGCCUCAGCCAUCCCCGAAGGCCAUUUCAUUGACAGUAAGAAUGCUUCAGAAAAGCUUCUCUCCUCCAUUGAUGUCGAUCACAAUCAGUACAGAUUUGGCCACAGUAAGGUAUUCUUCAAGGCUGGUCUCCUGGGACUGCUGGAGGAGAUGAGAGAUGAGAAGCUUGUGAGCCUCAUCACCCAUACGCAGGCUGUGUGCAGAGGGUACCUUAUGCGUGUAGAAUUCAAGAAGAUGAGUGAGAGAAGGGAAUCCAUCUAUACUCUCCAAUACAACGUUCGCUCAUUCAUGAAUGUCAAGCACUGGCCCUGGAUGAAGCUGUACUUCAAGAUCAAGCCCUUGCUGAAGAGUGCUGAAGCUGAGAAGGAGAUGGCCAACAUGAAGGAAGAGUUUGAGAGAACGAAGGAGGAGCUUGCUAAGUCUGAGGCAAAAAGGAAAGAACUGGAGGAAAAAAUGGUGACCCUGCUGCAAGAGAAAAAUGACCUGCAGCUCCAAGUGCAGACUGAAAGUGAGAAUCUGACUGAUGCCGAGGAGAGAUGCGAUGGGCUCAUCAAAAGCAAGAUCCAGCUGGAAGCUAAAAUUAAGGAGCUGACUGAAAGAGUGGAGGAUGAGGAGGAGACGAACGCAGAGCUGGCAGCAAAGAGGAGGAAACUGGAGGAUGAGUGUUCAGAGCUGAAGAAAGAUAUUGACGACCUGGAACUGACACUGGCCAAAGUGGAAAAGGAGAAGCACGCCAUGGAGAACAAGAUUAAGAAUCUUACUGAAGAGAUGGCGGCUCUGGAUGAAACUAUCUCCAAGCUCACAAAGGAGAAGAAAGCCCUCCAAGAGGUCCACCAGCAAACACUGGAUGACCUGCAGGCCGAGGAGGAUAAAGUCAACAUGCUGUCCAAAACAAAAUCUAAGCUGGAACAGCAAGUGGAUGAUCUUGAAGGGUCUCUGGAACAAGAGAAGAAGCUUCGUAUGGACUUUGAGAGAGCAAAGAGACAACUUGAGGGGGAUCUGAAGAUGUCUCAUGAAUCCAUCAUGGAUUUGGAAAAUGACAAGCAGCAAAUGGAUGACAAACUGAAGAAGAAGGAGUUUGAAAUCAGUCAGUUACAAAACAAAGUGGAAGAUGAACAGGCUCAAAGUUCUCAGCUACAAAAAAAAAUUAAGGAACUGCAGGCCCGCAUGGAGGAACUGGAGGAGGAGAUAGAGGCUGAACGUGCCUCUCGGGCGAAAGCAGAGAAGCAGCGGGCUGAUCUCUCCAGGGAACUUGAGGAGAUCAGUGAGCGUCUGGAAGAAGCUGGUGGAGCCACAGCGGUUCAGAUUGAGAUGAACAAGAAGCGUGAGGCAGAAUUCCAGAAAAUGCGCCGAGACCUUGAAGAGGCCACUCUGCAGCAUGAAGCCACAGCUGCCGCCCUUCGGAAGAAGCACGCGGACAGCACAGCAGAGCUUGGGGAGCAAAUCGACAACCUGCAACGAGUCAAGCAGAAGCUGGAGAAAGAAAAGAGUGAACUGAAGAUGGAGAUUGACGACCUGGCUAGUAACAUGGAGACUGUCUCCAAAGCCAAGAGUAACCUGGAGAAGAUGUGCCGAGCCCUUGAAGACCAGUUCAGUGAAACCAAGACAAAAAACGAUGAACAUAUGAGGCUAAUCAAUGAUUUGAACACACAGAAAAAGCGUCUGCACACUGAGAAUGGUGAACUCACUCGACAGAUGGAAGAGAAAGAAUCCUUGAUUUCUCAGUUGACUAGAGGUAAACAAGCCUUCACUCAGCAAUCAGAGGAGCUGAAGAGGCAGCUAGAGGAAGAAAACAAGGCUAAGAACGCACUGGGCCACGCCUUUCAGUCUGCUCGCCAUGACUGCGACUUGCUCCGGGAGCAAUAUGAGGAGGAGCAGGAAGCCAAGGGUGAGCUGCAACGUGCCCUGUCCAAGGCCAACAAUGAAGUUGCCCAGUGGAGAACCAAAUAUGAGACGGACGCCAUUCAGCGCACAGAGGAACUGGAAGAGGCCAAGAAGAAGCUUGCUCAGCGUCUACAGGAGUCAGAGGAACAGACUGAGGCCAUCAAUUCCAGAUGUGCCUCACUGGAGAAGACGAAGCUGAGGCUGCAGGGGGAAGUGGAUGACCUCAUGACUGAUAUGGAGCGAUCCAAUGCAGCUUGUGCAGCGUUCGAUAAGAAGCAGAGGAAUUUCGAUAAGGUCCUGGCAGAAUGGAAGCAGAAAUACCAGGAGAGCCAGUCUGAACUGGAGGCUGCCCAGAGGGAAUCCCGUUCCCUGAGCGCAGAGAUCUUCAGGAUGAAGAAUGCCUAUGAGGAGGUGCUCGACCAGUUUGAGACAGUCAAAAGGGAGAACAAGAACCUGCAACAAGAGAUUUCAGACCUCACUGAACAGAUCGCCGAAGCUGGCAAAACGAAUCAUGAACUGGAAAAAGCAAAGAAACAAAUUGAGAAGGAAAAGUCAGACCUGCAAGCAGCCUUAGAAGAAGCAGAGGGCUCAUUGGAACAUGAAGAGGGAAAGAUCCUGCGUGUCCAGAUGGAGAUGACCCAGGUGAAGUUAGAUAUUGACAGGAAAAUUGCAGAGAAGGAUGAGGAACUUGAGCAGCUGAAGAGGAAUCACCAGCGGGUGGUGGAGUCCAUGCAGAGCACCCUGGACGCUGAGAUCAGGAGCAGAAACGAAGCCCUGAGGCUAAAGAAGAAGAUGGAGGGGGAUCUGAAUGAAAUGGAGAUCCAGCUGGGCCAUGCCAACCGCCUCGCUGUAGAGACACAGAAGCACUUUCGGAAUGGGCAGGGACAGCUCAAGGAUUCCCAGCUCCAGCUGGACGAUGCUCUUAGAGGGAAUGAGGACCUGAAGGAGCAGCUGGCUAUCGUGGAGCGUCGAAAUAACCUGAUGCUGACUGAACUGGAGGAGAUGCGAGCAGCUCUGGAGCAGACAGAGCGAGCCCGGAAAGUGUCCGAGCAGGAGCUGACAGAUGCCAGUGAGCGAGUGCAGCUCCUGCACUCCCAGAACACUAGCCUCAUCAACACCAAGAAGAAGCUGGAAGCAGACAUGUCUCAGUUGCAGAGUGAAGUAGAUGAUACCAUCCAGGAGGCGAGAAACGCAGAGGAGAAAGCCAAGAAAGCAAUUACAGAUGCGGCCAUGAUGGCGGAGGAGCUGAAGAAGGAGCAGGACACCAGCACCCACCUGGAGAGGAUGAAGAAAAACCUGGACCAGACGGUGAAGGACCUGCAGCUCCGUCUGGAUGAGGCAGAGCAGCUGGCAUUGAAGGGUGGCAAGAAGCAAAUCCAGAAACUGGAGGCCAGAGUUCAGGAGCUGGAAAAUGAGCUGGAUGCUGAGCAGAAGCGAGGCAUAGAGGCCAUUAAAGGGGUACGCAAAUACGAAAGGCGGCUCAAGGAAAUCACUUACCAGUCUGAAGAAGACAAGAAGAAUGUUAUCCGGCUCCAGGACUUGGUAGACAAACUGCAGCUGAAAGUGAAAGCCUACAAGAGACAAGCUGAGGAGGCCGAGGAGCAGGCCAACACCCACCUGUCGCGGUGUCGUAAGGCCCAGCACGAGUUGGAGGAGGCUGAGGAACGAGCCAACAUCGCUGAAUCCCAGGUCAACAAGCUGCGGGCCAAGAGCCGCGACAUUGGAAGCAAGGUGAUCACAGGGCUCAAAAUUUCUUAUUCACAGUGA
This is a messenger RNA of Terrapene triunguis (Three-toed box turtle), 5832 nucleotides long. Its product is annotated as myosin-13. Gene Ontology annotation, cellular component: myosin complex. Gene Ontology annotation, molecular function: cytoskeletal motor activity; ATP binding; actin filament binding. Bases 1 to 5832 code for a protein of 1943 amino acids. The transcript has 39 exons. The record is from RefSeq and is a predicted model, not a curated record. Lineage: Eukaryota; Metazoa; Chordata; Testudines; Emydidae.